AAAGACAAGAGAGGCUUUGGCUGGCUUUGGAUCCAGAAAACAGCUGCUGAUUAGAGUCUGCGUCUUCGGGCUGAAUUUAUUACAUAUUUUUCAGCAGCAGGGAUUCUAGGAGGAAGCUUCCGUUUGGGUUUCUUGAUCGUGGUUUAUUUUUAUUCAGAGGAAUAACAGAGGAAGGAUUUGUUCCGGCUGGAGCAUGCUCACAACCUGCAAGACCUCCCAUUAUUAAACUGCCUACUUUGGGCUUUAAUAUCCAUGUGGUAUUUUUUUGAUUUUUAUUAGCGUUAUUAUUAUUUGGCAGCGUGCAUCAGUCUAUUUUUUUUAUUUUAUUUUUUAAAUAAUUUAUUCGGAGAGGAAGCUGAUCUCGCAAUGAGCUUUCUCCUUCCUUACUUGAAACAGGUGCUAAUGAAAGAAUGCAAAUAGCACCGGCUGAGCCGAACAUUUCAUAAAGAAGGGAACAGCCACCGACCCCAAGCGCUCCGGGAUCUGCCCGCUGGCCCCCGGCAAAGGCACCCUUUUCCUAUGAACACCUGAGUCUCCUCCACCUCUCAGAGGAUGCACCUGUAGCAGCUUUCCCACAGCGCGGCAGAAGAUCCCCCCGGAGCCGCGGGGUCCAGCCUGGCGCCGGCAGAGCCAUGGGGGCGAGUGCAGACCAUUUCUACAAUUUAUCAAGACCAUUUCGACUCCUAAUCCUGGUUCUGAAGCACCUGCAGCCUGUCCCAGCCUGGUAUCUGCAGCAAUUUUAAAAUGUGGGAAAUACUUUUCCAAGGCUUUUGAACUCCAAAGUGGAACAGAAGGAAGACACAGGGGGACAUCCACAGUUCAGUGUUAUUUUCCUUGCACAGGAGAGAGAGAGAAAGGAAAAAAGAAAGGAACUUUCUGAGAUGAGCACUAAAGUCUCAAGUUUUCAAAGGUUUGCAUAACAAACAAGAGACACAUUGUGGGUUGCAUCUUGACUUUGAAGGCUUGCCACUGUCAACUGAAAUAAAAUGGCAAGGUUUAAAGCCUUAACCAAGUUCACAAGGAAAAUAUUUGGACUGAAAGUUUUGGAAAGUUUUCUCUCUUUGAAGUAGUUUGUCAUGUGUUACCAAUGUGAACUUUAUUGACCUUGAAACGUUUUUUUUUUUGAAUCAAAUAGCAACUAGUGACACUUUAGUAAAAUCUUAAAUCAACAACCAUCUCCUGGCGGCUCCAGCUUCGUAGCAAAUGCAGGCAAAACAGGGAAUCUACAGAGGAGACCUUUAUUAUUCCUAAAUGAAGCCUGCCAAAACCUUCCCAAAAUAGCAUUCAAAGACCCUUUUAAGGUCAUGGAUCCUGAACAAAGCCAGAAGAGCACAAAAAAGGCUGAGGAAAGUCCAAGAAAGAGGCUUCCCAAAGGAGAGGCUUUCCAAGGCAGUAUUUCAUCCCCAACUACGUACCAAGGCAGCUCUGCUCCUUCCCAAGGAACCCCUCUCCGAGACAUCAUCUCGCAGCAGCACUUUUCCGGCUCUUUGCCCGUUCCACGAGAGGAGCCUCAGGAGAAGCCUGGCCACCAGAAACAACCCAAGCCCUCCUCCUUUGACCACCCCGCCCACAUCCCGCAGCUUCAGCAGCACGCACUGGCACCAGCAUUUAUGUCCCCGGGGAAGCCGGAGCAUGUCCUGGAAGGUCCCACGUGGCAGCUAGUUGAUCCAGUCAGGCCAGGGCCCUCUGGCUCCUUCCCGUCUGCCGGGCUGCACGCCCACCACGGCCAGCUCCUCCCGUCCCACUCAUCCAUCAUUCCCGCAGAGGACAUGCCGGCCGUGCAGAAGGUCUUCAUCCCCCGCCCUGCCCAGGUGUCCCUGAAGCAAGCUGAGGAGGUGCACAAGAAGGAGAAGAAGCCCCAGAAGCCUGGCAAGUACAUCUGCCAGUACUGCAGCAGGCCCUGCGCCAAGCCCAGCGUGCUCCAGAAACACAUCAGGUCCCACACGGGCGAGAGGCCCUACCCUUGCAUUCCAUGCGGCUUCUCCUUCAAGACCAAGAGUAAUCUGUACAAACACAGGAAGUCCCAUGCUCACCGGAUCAAAGCCGGGCUGGCCUCAGGGAUCGGAGCAGAGAUGUACCCGUCGAGCCUGGAGAUGGAGCGAAUCGGUGGGGAGGAGUUCGAGGAGCCGACAGAAGGGGAGAGCACGGACUCGGAAGAGGAGACGGCGACAAUGUCGGGGCACGCCGUGGAGCUGUCACCCAGGCAGAAGCACACCCUGCUCUCCAGCAGCCUGCUGAGCGCGGGGAGCCAAGGCUCCAGCCACGACCGCUGCUCGUUGUCCCAUUCCAGCAUGUCCCAGUCCCUCGAGGACAGCUCCCAGUUUGUGGAGCCGUCGUCAGAGCACGCCCUGAGCCAUAAGUCCGAGGACACCCACACCAUCAAGCAGAAGCUGGCGCUGCGCCUGAGCGAGCGCAAGAAGGUGAUCGACGAGCAGGCGUUCCUGAGCCCCGGCAGCAAAGGCAGCACGGAGUCUGGGUACUUCUCCAGAUCCGAGAGUGCGGAGCAGCAGAUCAGCCCUCCCAACACCAACGCCAAAUCCUACGCCGAGAUCAUCUUCGGGAAGUGUGGGAGGAUCGGGCAGAGGACGGCGGCGCUGGCUGCAAACACAACCCAGGGGUUCCCACACCUGUCAGGUGAUGAGAAGCCCAGCAUGGUCCCAUUGUCUGUGCCUAGAACACAGGUGAUCGAACACAUCACUAAGCUAAUUACCAUUAACGAAGCUGUUGUGGAUACCAGUGAAAUCGACAGCGUGAAGCCCAGAAGAAGCUCUCUUUCGAGGCGUAGCAGCAUUGAAUCCCCAAAGUCUGGUGCGUACAGAGAACCGUUUCAGUUCGAUAUCAAGUCUGGCUCCAGCAGCCAGCUGGAUGCAGCGAAAGUGUUGGCGUCCCACGGUGAAAAAAUGAAGCCCGAACAAUCAUUGUUGUCACUUCAGCAAUCCCACAGUGCCACAGAGACAGUGCCUCUCCUAAGAAGCCACUCAAUGCCUUCUGCUGCAUGCACUAUAAGCUCCCCACACACCUUUAGAGGUAGCUACUCAUUCGAUGAUCACAUCACGGAGCCGGAAGUCUUAAGCCGCAGCCAAGCAUUUUCCUCCCACCCUCGAAUGCUAAAACGCCAACCAGCUAUUGAGCUACCCUUGGGAGUGGAGUACGUCUCGGAGGAGCUCGGCUCUGCCAGCAAAGAAACUGUACCCAAACCUCCCGAGGAGCCUGAAACCAAGGAAAGCGAUCUUACCAAAAAGUCCCGCAAGGGCCCGAAGGGGAAAGGGUUCAUGUACGAGUGCAACGUGUGCGGCGCUCGCUACAAGAAAAGGGACAACUACGAGGCCCACAAGAAGUACUACUGCUCAGAACUGCAGCUCUCCAAGCCCCGCUCUGCCACGUCCCACACCUCCUCAGAGCCAGAGAAGAGCGCGGCGGAUCCCGACGUGUGGCCCCAGAUGAUGCAUUACAAGCUGGGCAGCACCUUGGAGCUCACCCCGCUGCGCAAGAGGCGGAAGGAGAAGAGCCUGGGGGACGACGAGGAACCUCCGUCUUUCGAAGUGUCUGACACCCCCUCCUCCAGCACCGGCCCAAGCACUCAGUUUGCAAACCUGGCAUCGUCUGAGGUGGCUCUAAACCUGACCCGUGAAUCCAUGAAGUCACCAGCAGACUCGGGAAAAUCCGCACCUUCCGAGGCCAGUGCCAGCUUCCAUUCCAGGAACACCAAACCAGCUUCAAGCGCGGAGGGCAAGGAGAGGAGAACAACCUCCAAGGAGAUCUCUGUCAUCCAGCACACAAGCUCCUUUGAGAAGUCAGACUCCAUCGAGCAGCCCAGCAGCUUGGAAGAGGACAAGCCCCUGUCCCAGUUCCCAUCUCAGCCCACGCCCCAGCACAGCCGCCCCCCUCACUCCCUGCAGCCCAGGCUGGUCCGCCAGCCCAACAUUCAGGUCCCUGAGAUUCUGGUCACGGAAGAGCCGGACAGACCAGAAACAGAGCCAGAACCUCCUCCGAAGGAGCCAGAGAAAACCGAGGAGUUCCAGUGGCCACAGAGGAGCCAGACUCUUUCCCAGCUCCCUGCGGAGAAGCUCCCACCCAAAAAGAAGCGGCUCCGGCUGGCAGAAAUGGCCCAGUCCUCCGGGGAGUCCAGCUUUGAGUCCGUCUCUCUCACCCGGAGCCCCAGUCAGGAAAGCAGCCUCUCCCACGGCUCCAGCCACUCCAUCUCCUUUGACCGGGAUGACCACACCAAGCCAGAGUCGAGUAGCCAGCCCUCCGAAUCCCACCCAAAACCUCCUGGCGUUGGCUCCCAUAUGCUGAUGGUCCCCAGCCACCAUCACCAUUCCAGGGAAAUGCGGAGAUCUGCUUCCGAGCAGACACCCAAUGUGUCCCACCCUUCCCAGAUGUCAGAGACUCGCAGCAAAUCCUUCGACUACGGGAGCUUGUCGUCCACUCCUGCCUCCACCCCCGGCCCCUCCACCUCCUCGGCUCCUCAGGAGAGGAGGAAAUGCUUCCUGGUGCGGCAGGCGUCCCUCACCAGGCACCCCGAACACGAGCCAGACCUGGCCCCACUGGGCUGGCCAGACACGGAGGAUCCUGCUCCUUCUUCAAGUAAAUCUCCUGCCACCAGUUUGCCCCAUCAGCCGACCACGUCCUCUCCUUUGCCUUCUCACGGCACCUACCCGAGUGACAAGAGCCAGCCAAAGGACAGCCCCGAGCCAUCCUACAGCCCGCCAUACACAGAGGCUCUGCAGGUGUUCCACCACCCUGUGCCACAGCUGACGCUGCACGAGAAGCACUUCAUGGCCCCUCAGGUUUCCAUAUUCCCCUACCAGCACCUCCUGCCGCAGCCGGGGCAGUCUGCAGAGCUCUUUGCCGCACACACCAUGUCUGACAUCCUCUCUGCCCAGUUCUCCAUGCCUCAGAUCCCUCCUUCCAUAUUUCAGACCCCGCCGCUGCCCCUCCCGCAGACGCUCAUCCACCCGGGCCCGCUCCACAUCGCUCCUCCCUUGAUGUCUCACCCCGCUGAGAUGUCCUUCAGGCACCCUUCGUUCCUGCCUGUGCACUACCCUGGCUCCUCCCCGAUCCCCUCAGCCUUCUUCCUGCCUCUCCAGUCUCAGUUUGCCCUCCACUUGCCAGGUGAUGCUGGUGGACAUUUGCCACAGAUCAAAUCCAGUUUGUUCUCAGCAGCAGGAAGCUCCAGCCUGUCCCCGUGCACAGAUUAUGACUCGGACAGCAGGUUGCACCCUCUGACCUGCGCAGCGAGUCCCGCGCUCUCUGUCACCGUGACCCAGCUCGUUGUCCCCACCCGGACAGAGCCCAUGGUGUCCCUGGUUGUCCCCGUCCGCAUCCAGACCAACAUGCCCUCCUAUGGCAGCGCCAUGUACACCACGCUCUCCCAGAUCCUGGUCACACAGUCCCAGUGCAGCUCCUCCACCAUCGUCCUCCCCAAAUUUGAUGACCGCCAGCCCAAGGGCGCCCUGGUGUGCAGCGCUGAUGUCCAUGGGCUGGGGUUUGACCUGGCCCAGAUGAUCACAGAGGAGCAGAGAAGCCUUUUCCAGAGCCCAUACCUGAGAGUUCCCCUGCCCUUGCCGGAAAGAAAGGGCUACAUGCCCCUCACCUGCCCCUCAGACAGCAUCCUCGGCCUGGAAGGGGGCCCCUCCACAGUUGGGGGCAGCAAAAGGAUGCUGUCCCCAGCUGGCAGUUUAGAGCUGACCAUGGAGACACAGCAGCAGAAGCGAGUGAAGGAGGAGGAAGUGUCUGAAGCAGAGGAGAAGCUGGAAGUGGUGAAGCCACCCAGUGCAGUAGAGGAAGCGAAAAAGCAGGAUAAAUCUCACUUCCUUGCGGAAAGCCAAGACAGGGUGGAGGUUGAGACACCACCCAGCGUGUCCGUGGAGCAGUCGGAGCCAAAGGAAACCCCGAGCAGUUCCCAGCAAGCAGCGUCCCGGCCGGGUUCCCCCAGCUUUGAGGCACUGCAGGAGUACGAGCAGCCAGCUGGCAAACAGUUCCUCAGCCAGGAGCCUCUGCAGCCCGUCAAGAAGGAAGACUCCAAAGAACUGGUGGAGCAGCCUCCACCAACCCCUGCCAGCACUGCCCCCGUGCCUGAGGGUGCCGCCAGUGCGGGGAAGGCUCGGGAAGGCACCGACACCAAGAAGGUCCUGCAGUUCCCCAGUCUCCACACAACCACUAAUGUCAGUUGGUGCUAUUUAAACUACAUCAAGCCAAAUCACACCCAGCAAGCAGAUGGGCGCUCCUCGGUGUACUCCAGCUGGUGCAUCAGCCUCUACAACCCCAACCUGCCCGGGGUGUCCACCAAGGCAGCCCUGGCCCUGCUGAGGUCCAAGCAGAAGGUGAGCAAGGAGAUCUACACCAUGGCCACCGCGCCGCGGCCUGAGGCGGGCAGGCUGGUCCCGGCCGGCUCCAGGAAGCCCAAAAUGACCGAGGUUCAUUUGCCUUCGCUCCUUUCUAAUGAAGGUCGAAAAGAUAUAACUAGAGCUGAGAAGGAAGAGGAGAAAAGGGGAAAAUCAGAAGAAGAGGCUCUUGUGACCAAGCGAGGGGAGCCGGUGAGGAUCAAGAUCUUUGAAGGAGGGUACAAAUCAAACGAAGAGUAUGUGUAUGUGCGAGGCCGUGGAAGAGGGAAGUAUGUUUGUGAGGAGUGUGGAAUUCGCUGCAAGAAACCCAGCAUGCUGAAGAAACACAUUCGCACGCACACAGACGUCAGGCCGUACGUCUGCAAGUACUGUAACUUUGCUUUUAAAACCAAAGGGAAUCUGACUAAACACAUGAAGUCAAAGGCCCACAGCAAAAAAUGUCAGGAGCUGGGCGUGUUGGUAUCUCCACCGGUGGAUCUGGAAGCCGAGGAAGGAACCAGUGAAGACCUUUUCCAGGACUCUGAGGGGCGGGAGGGAUCUGAGCCCAUCGAGGAACACCAGUUUUCAGACCUCGAGGAAUCUGACGACGACGACGACAACGAGGACGAGGAAGACGAGGAGGAAGAGGAGAGCCAAGACGAGCCAGCGCCGAAGCUGCCGGAAGGCAAAGCUGGCACCCUCCUGCUGCACUCCUCAGGUGGCUCCCCGUCCUCUCCAGAGGAAGGCACCCGAACAUCCCCAGCUCAAGAAGCUGCCUCCAGCACCCCAAAAGCAGGGGAAGGCCAGCAGGCCUCCUCCUCCUCCUCCUCAGGGCUGGAGAGCAAGUGGUCAGCAGACAGCAGUGACGUUGCUGUGUGCCACAGCUUCCUGAGCCUCCACAGACCAGCUCUGACCUCCACCGAGCACUUGGCUCCUGCUGAGAGAGAAUCUGUCACCAGGCCACAGAUGUCCUUGGUCAUGGACCUGUCGACCUCCAAAGACACCUCCCCGAGGAAAAGGUGGUCCCCGAGCCAGGAGGGUGGCAGAGGGGGUGGCAGCAGCAGCAGCAGAGCAGUGCUGGCGAGGAAGCACUUACUGACCAAAAACGAAACGUCCCCCAAACGCUUCUCCCCCACAGCAGAGCUGUCCCCCCUGAGGUGCCUGUCCCCAGGGAGGGGGCUGUCCCCCUGCCAGCGCCUCUCUCCCAGGAGGGAGGUGUCUCCCCUGAGAUGCGUGUCCCCAAGGCUCGAGCUGUCGCCCAGCAGGCACCUGUCCCCUCAGAGGGAGCUGUCCCCGAGGACAGCCCUUCCCCCUGAAGGAGAAGUGGCCCCUGCCAGGCACUCGUCGCCCAGCAGAGAGAUGGCAUCCCUGAGGUACUUCUCCCUGAAGAAAGUCUUGUCUCCAGGCUGCUUGGAGCUGGCCAGGUAUCCACCCCCUGGCAAAGAGGACUUGCCUGGCACGAGCAAAUCAGCAGAGGACAAAGUUCCAAGCUCAUAUCAAGCCCAGCCCGGAAUAUUCUCUUCGAUGCCUCUACCUCACAGGUUCUUUGGCAAAAACUUACAGCUCUACGAGUCCAAGCUGAAGAUGGAACCCCACAGCCCGCCCUGCUCUCCCGGCACCCCGCCGCCUGCGUGCCCCCGGCCCCUGCAGGCCCCUCACGACCUCCACGCUCCCGGCCGAGGGGAGGAGAAUGUCUUCAGCCACCUCCCGCUGCACUCGCAGCAGCUCGCCAGGACCCCGUACCCCAUGAUCCCCAUCGGGGGCAUCCAGAUGGUGCAGGCCAGGCCCAGCUCCCACGCCAGCCUGGUGCCCGGCCCCGUGCUGCCCCUCCAAGGCGGACACUUCCCCUCAGCCAGCGGCCUCGCCCAGCUCAGCCGGGCCGCCACGAGGGACGGGGAGCCCCAGAGCCCUCCAGAGCCCUCAUCGGUGUCCGUGUCCCCCGUGGCCAAGGUCUCCAAGUACACCCUGAGCCCGGAGCCGGCGGGUGGUGGCUUCUUGGAGGAGAAGAUGAGGACUAACGAGCUCCAGCAGGAGCAGGAGGAGCAUGGGCCUGCAGCAGAGGCCGAGCCCGCCCCAGCGGAGCAGCCGCGGGCCUCGGUGUCCCCAGGCAGCCCCAGCAGCCCCAAGGAGCCCCAUGUGGAGCCCUCGGCCAGCGGGGAGGAACCCUCCAAAGCCACGGGCAAGCAGCCAUCGGGCAGCUCGAGCACCCCUUCGGAACCAGCCUGCACUUUCAUCUCAGCCGUCCCCUCACUGGCCAGGGACAGCCCCUCAGAAGCCCCCCAUGGCCACCCCCAGGCCCCGCGCCCCAGGAACCUCUCCGGAGAGCCCGUCGGGAGCAGCCCUCACCCAGAGCACUCCGAUUUAGGUCAAACUCACAAAAAGGUGGAUGAAAACGCGGGAAGUACUUAAACCUCCGCCAGCUGUUCCACCUUUAGGCUUCCUCUGUAAAAUCAACAGACAUUUUCAACACUAUUUCCUUUAGUAUAAUCAUAAGAAGCACUCUAGUGAAUGACCAAACCCAUGGAAAAUUCCUGGUUUUCUUUGUCCCAGUCUGGUAUUAUCUCCACAUGUAUGCAGUUACUUGUGCCUUUUUCUAUACCUUUUGUUGCUUGAAAUGUACAAAACUGUUUGAGGCUGUGAAUAUUUUUUUAAAGUUUUUUGGAAAGGGGGUUUGUUAGACGUUGUCUUUUUUGCCAUUUAGGUGUGCGUAAUCCUGGGCCUGAGAGAUGCAGAAAGGAAAGGGUUAAGCAUUUUAAAGAGGAAGAAGAUGCACUGAAAACAAAAGCAAAACAGAAAAAAACCUUUUUUUUUAUAUUGCUUAAAUGAUUAAAAAAAAAAAAAAGAAAAAAACCCUAAACCCUUGCUCCUGUGUACAGAAGUUUAUGAUUCAUAUUUAUUACAUGCUUUAUUUAAUUCUUGCAAAGUGCUUGGAUUUUUUUGGUUUUCUUUUUCCUCGCAUCCCUAUGGUUGUGCUUUAAACAGUUGAAACUGCUUUACAUUUGAAAAAACGUGUUUACCCUGACCUUGUGACUGAAAGUAGCACUUCCUUGAGCAGGGGAGGUUCGUUGUGUGCAGGGAGAAAAAUUGUCCCUCGAAAAGAGGACGACAAACUGCGAGCACCCCUCCCUCCUGCAGAACCCAGCAAAGCACUUUUCUAAAAAAAAAAAAAAAAAAAGGGACAAAAAAGAACUAAAAAAAAAGAAAAAAAAAAUGUUCUUCUUCAAAGAUUUACCUGCGAGAAGGUAGGAAUGUAUGGAAUGUAGAGCCCGUGCCAGGAAGGGUCUCUCGCUGGACGAGCCUCCUGCUUGCUUUGCUUUAAUCCUCCUGCAGCGCCCGGCAAAGCCCUGCCUGGGCUGGGGGAGCCUCUGCAAACCCUCCCUUGGUGUCAAAGGGGGAGGAACUCAGCCUUGAAAACUUUUCUCCCUCCAGCAUGUUUGAGUUGUGGACAAGCUGCCUCCAUCCCAUCCCAUCCCAUCCCAUCCCAUCCCAUCCCAUCCCAUCCCAUCCCAUCCCAUCCCAUCCCAUCCCAUCCCAUCCCAAUCCAUCCCAUCCCAUCCCAUCCCAUCCCAUCGUGUCCUGUCUGUGCCAUCCCUUCUUCCCAUCCUCCCAUCCCAUCCCAUCCCAUCAUGUCCUGUCUGUACCAUCCCUUCUUCCCAUCCUCCAAUCCCAUCCCAUCCCAUCAUCCCAUCCCAUUCCACUCAAUCCCACCCAAUCCCUCCCAAUCCCAUCCCAUCCCAUCCCAUCCCACCCCAGGCUGCUCUGGGAUCUCCAGGGAUGCAGGAGGGCUCCAGGCUCUACUCCUCCUCUGGGGCUCUCGGUGCCUCUGGCUCCUGUUCUCACCUUUAUUUAUUUAUUGGCGUGGGACAUCCCCAGCUCAGCCCCUCUGGCAUGGACAGGCCCUGUUUUUGGCUGGUUUUGGGAGAUAAAAAUGUUAAUGCUGAAUGGUGAAUGCUUGCAAAAUCAGCUUGUUAUGCAUGCGCAGCAGCUUUUUCCAGAGCAGAUUUUUCAGGAUGGGCAUUCCUGGCAGAGCAAAGACCUGAACUGCCAAUAAAUCCGAUACCAAAUCCAGAGUGACCCCGACAGAGCCAUUCCUCUGUCACAACUUUUUAAACCACAAAGCUUCAAGUCGUUUGCCCCUGCAGGUUCUUUACUACUUCAGAGGGUUUUCUGGUCGAUGGAAUCUGUACAAACCUCUUUUUUUUUUUUAUUUUAACAAAAAAAAAAAAAAAAAAAAAAAAAGGAGAUAUAAAUAUUUAACCAGUGGACCAGUUCUUUCUUCUUUCAGAGCUGUUCCAGUUUAUCGGGUAUGUAAUACACUUUUUAAAAAAAAUAAAAAUACAAAAAAAAUAAUAAAAGUAAUCAAAUAAAAUCCUGAAUGAGAACAUAUUUCCUUGCCAGACUUGAUGAGCUACGAACUGUUCCCGUUUCACGGGCAAAGAAUAGAAAUUUUUUUAAUAAUCUUCUGUCAUUUUUUCUUUUCUUUUUUUUUUUUUUUUUUUUUUGCUCUUCUUGUAAAAGGAAUUAAGUCCAAAAAAAAAAAAAAAAAAAAAAAAAAAGAUAUCAUGGAAAUACCAUUAAGGCUGUGACACUGACCAAAACAACGUCCAGAACCCAUUUAUCCCCUAAUUAGCACUUUUAUCAGGUUUCCCUUUUUCCCAUCUCCCCCUUUUUUGGCCCCGAGCCUGGAAGCUGCUCCUGUUCUCAGAGGCAGAGCAGGGGCUGGAGCUCGGCUCUGUUCACUCGAGCUCUUAAGCACCGGUUUAAACCCUCCUCAGGCUUUAAGUGCGUCCUUAAUCCGCGCUUAAUCCCGGGGUGAGUGGGAGUGGAGUGCUCGGCCGGGGCUGGUGUGAGCAUCCCUGGAAACCACCCAUGAAAUCGAGAGAUUUCCCCGAUUUCGGUCACUUUCUGCCCAUUGUCACACUCUUAACUUGAUCCAAGGUAGCUUUAUGUAUUUAAUUUUACAUAUAUAUAUAUAUAUAUAUAUAUAUAUAUAUGUAUGGUACAUGAAAUACUGCAGCAGCUGUGUCUGGUUUUUUGGUGCAUUUGCCGCGAGUUUUGGGCUAGAUCAAAUCUGCUCAGCUUCUUUCUGUAACUGCAUUUCAAUCUUUAAUCUAUUUAAACUUUCCGUGGAUUUUUUCCCCCUCUGUCUUUUGUGGGAAGAGGAGGAGGGAAAAGAGCCGAAGAAAACCCUGAAGUCUUUACAUUGGUUUAUUGAUGAUUUUGUUAUCGUUGUUGUGGAGGGUUAUUAUUGUCAUUAUCAGGAUUUUUAAGCUUUCCCAGCACCUCGAAGCUUUCUGCAUCUCAGCUGCGGAGCAUCGGGGCAGUUUGUGUGUAGCCAUCCCGAUCUUUUCACCCGGGGCCAAAAAAUAACCCAGGAAAAGGAGUUUGGGAAAGGGCUGAGGUGCUCCCGGGGACAUUCCCUGCCCGGAUCCCCUCCCCAUCCCCGGCAGCCCCGGAGCGGGGCAGGCAGGGACCGCCGAAAACUCAGGAGAUGGGCACACAAAAAUCUGAGUCCCAACCCAGUUUGGCUUCUCUGGCUGGGGUGAAAUGGUGCUUCACGCUGUACCCAAGGGGCGAGAAGGCUCCCCCCAAAAAAUAACUCCUUGCUAAUUAAGGGCUAAUGGUCGCACUGCCAGCUCAGAGCUCCGCGGGAGGGACCCGCAGCACCAGCACCAGCAUCUCUGGCUGCGGGCACACGAGUGUGUCCCUCUGCCCCGUGCUCGGCCGAGGAGCGCAGCAAUGUCACUCCCGGGGUUUUUAUAGGGCUGGGUGUCGCCCCCAGCCCUCAGCGGUGGCUGCCGUUCCCAGCCGGAUCCCUUUUGGUCCCCCUGUGUCACCCUCGGUGGGAGCUGAUUGCUGGUCACAGCUUUUCGUGUCGCUCUGAAUGUCUGUUCUGCCUGCAAAUCAGGGAUGGAAAAUCCCUUUUUGCUUCCCACAAGGGCUGCAAGGGUGGCUUUGCAGAGCAAUUAGUGGGAUAAUUUACCAGAGAAUGUAUUAAUAAUGUAAAUGAAGAAGCAGAGCCCAGCCCUUCCUGUUCAGCAGCAGGUGGAAAUAAAAUCCCCUGCUUUUCUCACGGCAGAGCUUCUCCAAUUUAUAAUCCAUGAGGGCACGGCCUGGCUGCUCCUGUGGUGUGGCUGCUCCAUCAGCCCCAAUCCCACGGGGAUAUUCCACUGAUUAUUUUCACAGAUAUUUCACCCUGCUGAGCUGUUUGGGUGGCUCCCAUCUGUGCAGCUCCUGGAUCACACAGGGAUGCUCUGGAGCCAGAAUUCCUCCUGCACACAGAGGACUUGGCCCAAGCUCUGGGAUCACUCCCUGCCUGUGUUCUUAUACCAGGACUGACAUCCAGAGCUCAGAAAGCUCCUGGACCUCAAUCUUGAGCACUUUUGGAGUUUCAGCAACUCCUUUGUGCUGCAGCAGGGAUUUAGCUCCUAAAUUGAGCUUGGGGUCUUGAGCAGACCAUGGGAUGAGGAGAGGGCUCCCCAAAACCACCCCAUCCUCGAGGCAGAGCUCUGCCAGCUCAGAUUAUGGCCAGUUCCUUGGCUGGAUACCCAGGAGCUGCAGCAGGGAACAAAUCCAUAAUGAAACAGCUGUAAAUGUCCAGCUUCCCGCUGAGAAAUGCAGUUCCUCACCUGCUCCCAAGGGUGACAUCCCAGCCCUGGUGUCCCCAAUGUCCCAGCAGUCCCAAGCCCUGCUCUGAUCCCAAAUUCAGCCCAGUUCUGCUGGGACAGGGCAGGUAAUUCCCACCCAGAGCAUCCCAAAUCCUUCCUGCCAGGGCUGGGGCUCUGCCUCUCCCUGCCCAACAAAUCUGCAGCUUUCCCUGCCUUGGGUUUUGGCCAAAAUCCACAAGGACAGCACCUGAACAAGCAAUAUCCUUGGAGAAAUCAUUCAAAUUGUCCCAGUUUCCGUGCAAAAUCCUCCAGGAUUUGAUCUAGCCCUUCCCUGCUCUCCUUGUUUUUCCUCUGUUCAUCAUCUGCUUUUUUUUUUUUUCUUUCCUUUCCUUUUAACAUUUCUGUCUAUUGCACAGUAUUUACAAAUAAAACCAUAUUGUAAGUUAUUUACAAAAAAAAAAAAAGAGAAAAAAAGAAAAAAAGGAAAAAAAUAAACUAAAAAACAUCAGUCCUGGUGGCAUAAAACCAAUCUGUUUUCAUUACUGAGAUAUGAUGGCACUUACGAUCACUUUAGUAAAUGUAAUGUAAAAAAUAAUUAAUAAUAAUAAUUAAUAAUAAUAAUAAUGUGUACGCAAAUUUAAUAUACAUGGUCUCAUGUAAGAUAAAUAUUUGCCUUUUUUUCUAAAAGGUGUAUGUAUUCUGUAAGUGGAAUAGUCUGUAGAAAGUUUCUAUAUGUUCUUAAAAUGGCAAUACAUUCCAAAAAAUGGUACUGUAAAUAUGUACAGCGUCCAAUGGAAUUUGGUAGUUUUGCCUGUAAUUUUAUUUGAAUUCCAGUUUCUACACUUGCAUCUUGCAAUGUCUGUAUGGUUAUAUCAGUGCAAAAAAAAAAUGCAGGUAAAAAGCACAGUCUGAUGUAAAAACAACAAAAAAACUGAACAAAAAUCACACAAAAAACAAGAAAACAAAAAAAAAAAAAAAAGAAAAAUACUCAGUAUUUGAUGUUUGUGACCCUUAUUGUAAAUGACAUCUGUACUGUGAAUGAGAAGUUUUUACAAGUAUAAUAUUGCCUUUACUACAGCUCAGAUUGUCUGCUCGGUCUGGGCGUAUUUUUAAAAAAACAGCAUGUUGGAAUAAAUUUUAAAGUCCCAACAUA
Messenger RNA from Melospiza melodia melodia, 14087 nucleotides. It is a transcript of the gene HIVEP3, whose product is annotated as HIVEP zinc finger 3. Lineage: Eukaryota; Metazoa; Chordata; Aves; Passeriformes; Passerellidae. Gene Ontology annotation, molecular function: RNA polymerase II cis-regulatory region sequence-specific DNA binding; DNA-binding transcription factor activity, RNA polymerase II-specific; zinc ion binding. Gene Ontology annotation, cellular component: nucleus. The coding region runs from base 1305 to 8735 and encodes 2476 amino acids. The transcript is spliced from 10 exons. The record is from RefSeq and is a predicted model, not a curated record. Gene Ontology annotation, biological process: regulation of transcription by RNA polymerase II.